Messenger RNA from Eublepharis macularius, 9413 nucleotides. It is a transcript of the gene TEAD1, whose product is annotated as TEA domain transcription factor 1. The transcript has 11 exons. Gene Ontology annotation, cellular component: transcription regulator complex. NCBI's taxonomy places the organism in Eukaryota, Metazoa, Chordata, Lepidosauria, Squamata, Eublepharidae. Gene Ontology annotation, biological process: regulation of transcription by RNA polymerase II; hippo signaling; embryonic organ development. The coding region runs from base 97 to 1323 and encodes 408 amino acids. The record is from RefSeq and is a predicted model, not a curated record. Gene Ontology annotation, molecular function: DNA-binding transcription factor activity, RNA polymerase II-specific; RNA polymerase II cis-regulatory region sequence-specific DNA binding.
UUAAAGUAUCCAGGCUCAGGCUUGGAAAAACCAGCCACCACCAUUGAGCCCAGCAGCUGGAGCGGCAGUGAGAGCCCUGCCGAGGACAUUGAAAGAAUGAGUGACUCUGCAGAUAAACCAAUUGACAAUGAUGCAGAAGGUGUCUGGAGCCCAGAUAUUGAGCAGAGCUUUCAGGAGGCACUAGCUAUAUAUCCCCCUUGUGGGAGGAGGAAAAUCAUCUUAUCUGAUGAAGGGAAAAUGUAUGGUAGGAAUGAACUAAUAGCCAGAUACAUCAAACUUAGAACGGGAAAGACACGGACCAGGAAACAGGUGUCUAGUCACAUACAGGUCUUAGCAAGGAAGAAAGUUCGAGAAAUUCAAGCCGCCAUUAAGGAUCAGACUGCAAAGGACAAAGCACUCCAACACAUGGCAGCCAUGUCAUCUGCUCAAAUAGUAUCUGCAACAGCAAUUCACAAUAAGUUGGGCCUGCCAGGAAUUCCUCGUCCUACAUUUCCUGGAGCACCUGGAUUUUGGCCAGGGAUGAUACAAACAGGGCAGCCAGGAUCUUCACAAGACAUAAAGCCAUUUGUUCAGCAGACCUAUCCCAUACAGCCAACAGUUGCAACCCCUAUUUCAGGGUUUGAGCCUGCGUCAGCUCCAGCGCCCUCAGUUCCUGCUUGGCAAGGUCGAUCUAUUGGAACAACUAAACUCAGACUAGUGGAAUUCUCAGCUUUUCUUGAGCAACAGAGAGACCCAGAAUCGUACAACAAACAUCUCUUCGUGCACAUUGGACACGCCAACCAUUCUUACAAUGAUCCAUUGCUGGAAUCAGUGGACAUUCGUCAGAUUUAUGAUAAAUUUCCUGAAAAGAAGGGCGGUUUGAAGGAAUUGUUUGGGAAAGGGCCCCAGAAUGCCUUCUUCCUAGUAAAAUUUUGGGCAGACUUAAAUUGUAACAUUCAAGAUGAUACAGGAGCAUUCUAUGGGGUAACUAGUCAGUAUGAAAGCUCUGAAAACAUGACAAUCACCUGUUCCACCAAAGUCUGCUCAUUUGGGAAGCAAGUAGUAGAAAAAGUAGAGACUGAAUAUGCACGGUUUGAGAAUGGCCGGUUUGUGUAUAGAAUAAAUCGUUCUCCAAUGUGUGAAUAUAUGAUCAAUUUCAUCCACAAGCUCAAGCAUUUGCCAGAGAAAUACAUGAUGAACAGUGUGUUGGAAAACUUUACAAUUUUGUUGGUUGUAACAAACAGGGACACACAAGAAACCCUUCUUUGCAUGGCUUGUGUAUUUGAAGUUUCAAACAGCGAACACGGUGCACAGCAUCACAUCUACAGGCUUGUAAAGGACUGAACAGUUAUUUAUAGACACAUUUCAUUAUAGCUUCUUAUCAAAACACAGACUGUCGACCUCAACGUGAAGUGGCAGUUCCUCUGGAUGAGCUUUCCUCUACAUUUUUCUAAACCUCAUGUUAGUGUGUUCAUACAUUAUAGCUGUGAAAUUCUGGUACAGUUGUACAAAUUCUUUUUAAAACAAAGUGUUCUUCAGAUUUAUAAAAUCACACUUCUUUGGGGAUACUAUAUUUAAGGAUUUCAAGACCUUUGUGGAAGUUUUAAUUUUGUUGUUAUUGUUGUGUUAGAAAAAUAUAAGACAGAGCAUUUGCCAUGGGAAAACUUUAACAGCAAUUAUAAGAAUUUAUGAGGUGUUUUAUCUAAAUUUUUUUAAAAGUUUUUUUAAGAUGAAAGUGAAAUGGAAAUGAAUUUUAACUAUGUGUAAAUUAGAACACAGGUUUUUUUUUUAGAAUUAUCUUCAUAACUGAUUACUGUGGAUGAUACCGACGAAUGUAAUUCACUAAAUUAUUUUAUAACUGAAAUUCUAUUUCUGUUUGAAGCCAAAAGACAAACAUAGCCUUAAGAAAUGCCUGAUGGGAGCAGACAGGUCCUAAAAGUAGACAAAAAUGUAUUUUUUUCCUUCCCUGUAUUAAAACUAACCUUCUAAUCCAUUGAACUUUUCAAGCAGGUAUUGCAAAGCGAGAUUUCCUCCCUCUACUAAUCAUAUCUAGGGUAUUUAAAAAUUAUAAAGUAUUGUACUAAUAAGGACAUUUGAUUAUUUAAGUAAAAGAUGGCUCGUUUUGCAAUAAUUAGAUAAAUUCUUAAAAAUUAGAUUUAUGGUGUAUGUAAUCUUGUGUGUGUGGUUAUAUUUUAUAUGAGAAUUUUUGAGGGUUUUUUUCUGUUCAUAAUGACUCAAGAAGUUGCAACACCAAAAUUAGUGAUUAGUAAAUGUAAGGGGGGGAAUUAAAGUGAACUGCUGUAUUACAAUUAUGUUGUCAACUAUAAACCACAAAAUGACUAUGGUCAAGAAGAGAAUAGGUAAGCAAGCAAAAGGUUCAUCUGUUUUUAAUGUUGUUGAGGUGCUAGAAAAUCAUAGGCUUUGCCAUGCAAAAAGACAUGAAUGCUGUCUUUCAGGAAGCCUGUAAAUCUGUCAUGAUGAACAUAGUCUACCAGCAACUUAUGGUGACCUAUCAAGGCCAUAAUCAGUUUUCUGUUUUGCCUGCCUGCCUGCCUGCCUGCCUGGAAAUCCAGAAACACAAUAGUUGCCAAAUACUUAGCCAGCCAUAACAACUUGGCCCAUUGGAGAAUUUCUGCAGAGUAGGGAUUUCCAUCUCCAGAGCAUGAUCCCCCCUGUCCCAGACCCCCCCACACAUACACAACCUACCCCCCCCCCUUCCAUCCUAGGGAUGGUACAUGGCAGGUGGGCUGCCUUUGGCUUGAGAGCCUCACCGUUUUUGCAAUCUGUCUUAAAAUAUUUGUUCACCCACUGAUUUGAGUUAUCAACAAAUGACUUAUAUACGGACAGGAUCAAUGCACAUAGUGGGGAAUCAGGAACAAUGGAAUACACUGGAUCCAUCCCCUUCAAUUUCAAGUCAUAAUGUAUGACACACAGGCUCUGUCACCAUAAUCAGAAAUGUUUGAAAAGUAGACUUUUUCAAUCAUGAGGAUUCAGUUGAUGCAUACAGUUUGUAUGUGUAUGUACACUAUGCCCAUGUGCAUUGCCUAUGGCACAUCCAAUCCCAACUGCUUUCUGUGUGUUGGCCCUACAUGUAUGUCAUGUAGUUUCAAACCAUAGAGCAUUAGAUUGUAUAUUGCAUUGUGAAACCAAUGCCUUUUUGAGAUUUCUCAGAAUAGCAUAUCACUCCUCUUGCUGCUCAAAAAUGUUUGAUUCUCUUAACAUUGGGAAAUUUGUAGGUAUACAGUCUGUAUAGGGUUUGAUUCCCUUUCCAUAGCAUCUUUCAUAAAUUCAUGUUCUUUCCUAUGAAUAAUGAAGGCUGAACAGUUAGUUAAUCAGAUUGCUAGCAAAUGUUAAUGUGAGUAGUACAUACAACCUAAUGCAACACAUACUUACUUAUAAGAAUUUUGUUUUUAACCUGGAAUUUCUCUUUUUUCCUUUUGUUCACUACGCACACCCUUUCUAUUCUGUAUGUGCCAUUUUUAAUAUUAUUUUACCACAAGUAUCACACUUACUUCACUAGUUUUGAAGUAUUGGCAUAUCAUAACAUCAAACAUAAAUAACAGUCAAACAUGUCUAUUGGUGCAAACAGAAUCGGUAAUGGGUUUUGUAAAAGUGACGAGCCUAUAAGCAGUACUACACAGUAUCCAUUCUAGCUAAAACUAUUUUUCAAGGGCCUGUACAUUGGACCUUUGGCAUUCCUCACUCAGAUACAAAAAGUUGUAUAAUCUAGAAGAUGUACGGGCUAAAAUUAUAAACUAGUAAAUAUCUAUGGGGAGUUUUUCUUUACAUAUAUAUUUCUUAAUUCCCCUAGAAAUACACAUAUACUUGUACAUUUUCAGUGUGCUGCUGAAAAAUCAUUAUGUAUCAUAGACCUUUACAUCAGGCUUUCAGCAUAUUCAGCCCAUGUGGAUUGGAUCUGUUUUAUUCAUCGGUUCUUGCUCCAUACUGCUUUAAUUCUACACUAUGAGGGAGUAGAACUGAAGCAGUGUCUGUUUUUUAUUUCUUCUCUAGAAAAAUGCCCCAUUUUUGCUGUGGGCUUUGAGGACACAUCAGUUUCCUUUGCUGAUUGGCUGAGAUCAUGGCAGUUUCCUCAGUUGAUUGGCUGAGGCCGGGUCAGUUUCCUGAGUUGAUCCCACUGAAGACAUGUUGGUUUCCUCAGUUAUUUGCUGAGGAAACUUACAAGGGUUUUUGUUUUGUUUUUUGGUCUUUUUAAAAUGUCACUAACAUUGCUGUUAAAUUUUUUAAAAAAAUGUUAAAAAAGAAUGAACUAAAAAGUAUAUGAAGCACAGGUGAAAACUUUAAAAUAUCAGGUGGGAUUCAGGGCUGUCUUCAGAGUUUUUGUGUUAGCCAUAUUGCAGCAUUUCCCCCAGCAGUUGUAAGGUUUUUUUCCCUUUAAUGCACCAAUGUUGCAGCGUUGCUAUUUAAUUUAUUUAAAAAUGAGGGGAAAAACUGGAUUGGUUGCUAUUCAACCAGUUAGGAUGCAGGAGAAUAAAGGGGAGGGUGAAAGGCAGGGCCAGGCCUCACUAUGCUUCAAAAAAGCCCUGGUUUAACUUUGCGGGAGGGGGGGGGAUUGUGUAUGUGUGCAGGGAGAAAAGCUGCAGAAAAUCCAAGGAAAGGUCAGUUCUGCAGCAGAUGCAAUCUUUCUUCAUGUGGAAUGCAAAAAAGUUGGAGAAACAAUUUGGAGACUGAAUGGGGGUAUUUUGACCAUGUAUGCAGAACUCUGGAAGAAAUCAAUGCAGUAUGGGGCCUGAACCAAUGAAAAAGCCCAGUGUAGAAAAUACAGUAAAAUAGGCAGGCUGUUGCAGCUUAUUUAUACGUUUAUAUAAAAUCCUGGAAAUCUUUUGCACUGUUGGAAAAUUAAAGAGAAUGCUAUGGGAAUAAAAAUUCUUACCUGUUUUGAAAUAGCCUAAAGAUUUCUGCUAUAUUUGAUUGUUAGAACAGAACUAUGGUAUUCAAUUUGUGGAAUGCUACACAACUUUAGCAGGUUGCUUGCAGGCUUAUAACAUAUGAAAAUUUUUCUUUAAGGCACAGGCUGGUGUCUUGAUAGCUGCCCAGACUUACCUGGGAAGGGGUAAGGAAUGGAUUAAGAGCCAAGUUUAGCCGACUGAAUCUUGCAGCCCUUUGGAGGGUUGAGCAUCUUUUGACUUACAGAUAUUAAGACAGAUGAACCUCUCAGUCAGUUUAAUUCUGUGAACUGUAAAACGAGAUGUUUAUGGCUGGGUCUCUUCAUCCGUUUUUUGACACUAAAUGAAGAGUUCAACAAAAACACUGCAUCUUUCCUGUUUUAAAGUGACCCUUUAUUUGAAGCACUUGGUGUUAAAGGUAGAAAACUACUUUUUAAAAACGUUAUCUUUUAUGAGGCUUUGGGUUUGAUGGAUUUUUUAAAGUUUUAACAUUUUAAAAUAAUUAUACACCCCAAGCCAGUUCCUUGAGUUGUAUUAAAUAGACAUCAGUUUGCAAACCAGAUACACUUUCAGUGCAAUCCUAUGGAAAGUUACUCUAUUGACUUCAGUGGCUUAGACUGGAGUAACUCUUCACAGGAUUGCACUGUUUUUGUGCUUAGUACAAUCUGGGACAUGAUAUAUGUAGUAACUGUACGGUAUGAAGAGCCACAAUAUUUCUUGCUGUUCACUUUUAUAAGACAUUAGGGAAAAUAUUUGCCUUGUCUUUAACUUUUUGUCGAUGUAAAUGAUUCAACCUUCCUACCCCACCCCCACCUCCACCCCGGUGCAUGUUUCUUCUGGAAAGCCUUAAGUCUGUCAGAUGUUCAGUGUGGAUUGUGUAGUCCAAAUGGCUGCCUAUAAACUGGGAGCUCUUUUAUAAGCUGGAAGCAUCUUUCUUGUUACUGUUACUCUGUGGUAGGAACUUCUUAAUUCCGAGCUGCCAAAGCAUUACAAUAUGCAGUGCCUUAGUGCUAUAUUAGAAGUACAUGUUAGCCUCUCAUGCCAAUCUUAUGUAGUCUUUUAAUUGGUUUUCUUUUUUAAAAAAAACCCACCUCCUAGAAAAAAAAACUUUUUUGACUACUUGGUCUAAGACACCAAUAAGAUAAGUUACUCCCCCCAUCCCCUUUCUACAUAGGUGGAAUAUCUAUACCAAAAGGAAAUGUUAUAUCACUAGAAUUUUCUGCAAAAUGUAAUUGACUGAAUUAUGCUGCCUUCUUAAAUUCUCAUGACCAAAUACUUAAACCUUUGUGACUCUCUGCACUCUUGCAUGCAAGUGCCUUUGGUUUUGAAAUUCCAGCUUAGAAAAGUGCUGCCAUAAUAAUGACAAUUUGUAGAGACCAAAAAUAUUUAGAGAUCACCAUAAUGCCUUUGGUUUAUUGGAAACAGUCGACACUAGCAGGCCUCCGUUCUCAAAAGAGUACCUGUUUAUAGUAGCAUGCUUUUUGCAAAUCACAUGAAUGCAUAAUGCUGGAAAACUUCUACAUGUUUUUCAACUGUUUGUCAUUUCAGCAGCACUGCUGACUGGCAGUUGCUAUGUUUAUGAUAGGAAAAACGGUCAGUAUUUCACCUUUGCCAUGUCUCUCCAUCCAGUCUUGCAUCUGAGUAAUGUGAGUCUGUAAGUAGCAGAAUUUCAGGCAACACUCUGAAUCUGUGAAGACAAUUUUCUUCUUUAUUCUAAAUUUGCACUUAUUUGUUUACAAAGUUGAGCAGUUGGAUGCCUAAAACUGAAAAUGAAAGUGCAGAACAAAAUCACCUGACUUGUGCUUUUUAGCACCAACUUGUUUGAAUUGAAUUAUAAAUGCCAUUUGAAGAAGAAAAAAAACAUUUGAUGGCAUUAUUCAGAACUUCUCUGUCCUUCUGCUGGAAAGAGAUCUUCUUUAGGUAUUUUGUGCCAUUUUAACUCCACUUGUGAAUUUGGCCCUAUCAUCAAUUUAAUGUUUCAAAGAGACACACAACAGUUUAAAAUAUCAGUGAAAACAAACAGCAUUAAAACCAAAAGCUGGCAGAGGGGAUUUUUAGCUGUGGAUACACUUUGUUUUAGUAGACAGAAGAAUUUUAUUUAAAAUUAGUGUGGCACAAAAUUAUUGGUGAUUAUAGCCCUUUCCUGUUUCUUAAACAUGUGUACAGAUGGAUUUUAUUCUUCAGAGAUCCAAAUCUAUCUAGUUUUUCUCACACUGAAUUUAUUAAGGUUUGCUUGGCCUCAGAAAUACAGUAUAUAUUAACAACUAUCCACUGAGACAGAGGUAAGCAAGUGGCUGGAUAUAUUUUAUUGCAAAGGAAUCGUUUUAUUUAUUGUCUUAUGUACAAAAUUGAGAAAGAAAUAAUGGUACCAUUUGUGGCAGUUGAAGCUUACUUUACAAAUGUAAUUUCUGUACUUACUUGAAUUCUAGAAUGAUUUAUUUAGGUACUGUACCACUGUGUUGAAUAGUUCGCAAUGUCUUUACCUAUGUUCCUGCUUUCUACCAACCUUUGAGACCCUUUCAGUUUAGCAACUCUACUGAUCUCAAGCUCCCUGUUUUUGCCUACUUCAAGUAAUGAUUUCAUGGAAUUGAAUCAGUUGAGAGGUGGAAGUCAGCUUACAGCUAAUGAAAUUAUCUGCCAUAGUUUAAUUCAUAGGGCUUUAUUGCUUCUCUGUGGCUCUAUUCAGACUUCAUGCCAAACCAAGGCAGCUUGCCUAUCAUGUGACCUGAUCUAAAUUGAUAACCCAUGGUUUGUAAUCUUCUGAUAAAACAGAAAGCAUGGUUUGAAAUGGUUUAGUGCACCAUCAUUUGAGCUAAUCAAGAUUUUGUCUAACUUUAGUUUGGCAUAAUGUCUGAAUCAAUGGACUAUAGUCAGGAUCCUUUCUCAGUCUUUGGAAGCUGCUACACCAUGGAGAUGGAAGUGAACUUAGAAGCCAAGAACAUAAAAGCAGUCAAGCAGCUCUAAACCACAGUUUGCCUGCUGUAUUGUCGGAAACACAAAACUGCUUUUUCAUUCUAAAUGAACAUUAACACCAUUAGGAUUGGCAUGAUUUCUGAAUUAAUCCUAUGAUGUUGACAAUUUAGGAUCACUCAGCUACUGACCAGUGUGCCAUACAAUAUAUCUUCAUCUUUAGGAACUGAUUUACACACUGUUCAGUAUGGUUGCUACCAAAAAACUUUCCUUCUCAGUGUCUCUGCCACAUGCAACGUUCCACACCACUGCUGUGCACCCUCAGCAGCCACAGAUACACUGUAUGGUUUUGAACCAAGGCAUGUGGUAAAGGCAAUUGUUAUUCCCUGCUGUCUUAAUGACCAGAACAGGGAAAGGUUUGGAGGCAGCACCUGUGGACUGUAAAUAAUGCAGCAAUGGAUACUAAUUUCAGUCCUUAGUUUUGGUCCUCAGGUUAACCUUCUAUAUUUUCUUUUCUAUUUCUCUCUCCCAGCCACAAUCCUGAAAAGAUAGAUGGGACAAUUCAAAUUAUAAAGAAAAGUUUUGAUCCCUAGUAUAGUGAGUUGAUCUGUGAGGCUUUACAAAAAAAACAGUUCCACCUUAUCAGUUAACUUUGAAAUGCACUCAGUUCACAGAGAGGAUAUGCCCCGUUACCUCCUUAUUAAAUGGUUUCAUUUUUAUUUUGCAUUUUUUUUAAAUGGGCCUCUGCUUUCAGGCUCAUGACUGCAGAAAAAAAUUCAAUAUGUGCCUGAAAAAGACAGAAGAAUUUUAUAACAGUUUUUAAAACCUGAAUAGCCUUUAAUUCUUUAAUAUCAGUACAUUUUAUGUAAAAAAGGGUUUUCUUCUUGAUCUUUCUUUUUUUUUAAUUUGCCAUGUGCAUUUGUUCACAUUUGUAAAUGACUUAAUGGAAUUCUCACUUUGUUUAUUUGUGUAAUGUGUAUAAACUGGGUUUGUGACUUAAGCAUAUUCAUAUAUGGUCAGUGGUUACUUUAAUAUUGUACUGCUGCUGGUUGUUUUUUUUUUUUUUAAAUGUAGAUUCUGCUUUUCAAUGACAAAGUACCUUUGCUUAGAUACGGAGGGAAAGUUCUUUUUUUAAAAAAAAUCAAACUUUCAAAUCUUGUCUUAACAUGUUUUGAAGUUUUCAAUAUGAGUUUCAAUCGAACCUUGGCAGUACAGUAUUCUUGUAUUUGUUGUUGUCUGUGUGUAGGUACUGGUACCUUUUUUUGUUUGUUUUAAAAACGUUUUAAGUGUUGGCUUUAAAGUGAAUUUAUCUUUAGUAUGAUAGUAAUAUGAAAAUUAUAGGGUUUGUGUGCAGAGAAUUUUUUUAUAAAAGUGCUUUGUAAAAAAACGUAUUCUAGCUUUUGCGGUACAUAUGUGUGAUAACUUUAAUAUCCAUGACAGUUAAGUGCAAUUAUUUCAUCACUCUAAAAAUGCUAUUUUUGUGUCGGUUACUGCAGGUGUUCCAUGUCUUUGCAAAGUGACACAUUUUGAUGCCUUCUUGAUAAAGUGGUAGAUUUUUUGUAGCUUUCUAGAAACUUUGUAUUCAUACAGUAUCGAAUGAAAAUAAAGAAAAUAAAGUCA